AUGAGUAAUAGCAGCACCGGAACGAGCAUGGAGACAGAAACUGCUUCUACUACUGUUAAAACAGAAAUGACCGAGAGUACUCCAACAACUGGAAGCACGAGCAGCAGCACAGAGAACAGUAGCGAGCCAAGUACUGCCCCCACCACUACGAGCUCUGGUACUACAAUCCCGAAGGCGAUGGAUGAAGGGUUCAGGAAUAGAACAAUAAUAGCACACAAUUAUCGCAGAUCACGGCUUGCACAAGGUUUGGUCAAGGACAAAAGUGGAAAUGAUAUGCCAUCAGCAAGCAACAUGCUCAUGAUGGUACGGUGGUUUGGAUUUUAUGGUUCCUAG
Haemonchus placei is the source of this 333-nucleotide messenger RNA. The record is from the annotation of a GenBank genome assembly. NCBI's taxonomy places the organism in Eukaryota, Metazoa, Nematoda, Chromadorea, Rhabditida, Trichostrongylidae.